AUGAAUCUUCAUCCUACUUGGCUAGACAGCCUUUUCCCAUGUCUGAUAUGUAUGUUGGUCACCGUGGCGGGAAAACGUCCAAACAUUGUCUUCAUUGUGGCCGAUGAUCUAGGAUGGAACGAUGUUGGAUUUCAUAAUCCCGACAUGAUCACACCGAACAUCGACAAGUUGGCAAACAUGGGCGUAAAAUUGAGUCAGUCUUAUGUACAACCAGUAUGUUCACCAUCAAGACAUGCCUUUAUGACAGGAUACUACCCAUGGAAGGCUGGUCUACAGCACCUAGUGAUAAAUGACGUAGUGGAUGUUUGUUCCCCCUUGAAUUACACAUUUUUUCCCAUGAAACUGAAAAACGCUGGCUAUGCUACACAUGCCAUCGGAAAGUGGCAUCUUGGAUAUUGCAGCUGGAACUGUACACCACAAUAUCGUGGCUUUGACUCUUUCUACGGAUACUUCAACAGUCGUAGUGACUACUUCACGCACUAUGAACGGCAAUUUCUCGAUUUCCAUGAUGGAUAUGAGGCGGUAUGGGACAAAAAUGGAUCUUACUCAGCGCACUUGUACGCAGAAAGGGCGGAGAGGAUUAUCUCGGAACAUAACACCACGAAACCCUUGUUUCUAUAUUUGCCCUACCAAAAUGUACAUGAACCGUUACAGGUUCCUCCAGAAUAUGAGGCACUUUACCCCAAUGUAAAGAAUCGUGACAGGAAAACAUUCUCUGGAAUGGUGACUGCCUUAGAUGCGGCUAUAGGUCGUGUGGUGUCCGCCCUCCAGAAGAAAGGUCUUUAUGAGGAUACAAUGUUCUUCUUCACGCCGGAUAACGGAGGUUGGAUAAUAAGAGCGGGUAACAACUGGCCGUUAAGGGGAGGCAAAAUUACAAUUUGGGAAGGGGGAACCAGAGUUGCGGCUUUUAUUGCUGGUCCCCGGCUUCUAAAGACAAACUACACAUUUAACGGAUUGAUUCAUGCUGUUGACUGGAAUCCAACUAUACUCUCAGCGGCCGGGAUCAAGGCAGAUCCAGGAAUGGACGGGAUCGACCAAUGGCCAGCAAUCAGUACUGGCGGGGAGGGACAGAGAAAGGAAUUUAUAUACAACCUGGAUGAUGUGGUGCCUGCAACACAAGGACAUGCAGGCAUCAGAGUUGGUGACUUCAAACUGUUGGCAGGAAAUACGGGCCUCUACAAUGGCUGGUACCCGCCUGAACAAAUUUACACGGAAGACAACAUACACCAAUGGGAGCCACAUAUGGGGAACCAAUCCUACUAUAAGCUCUACAAUUUGAGAAAUGACCCGAAUGAGUACCACAACCUAGCCGAUUCUAAUCCGUCCCUUGUAAAGGAUCUAGCUUCACGAAUGCGCGAGUAUCAUCGGCAAAUGGUCCCCGCAAAAAACCCACCCGAAGAUCCCGCCGGCAAUCCAAAAUUUUAUGGGAAUGUUUAUACUCCUGGGUGGUGUAAACAACCAAUGAAAUAG
Mya arenaria is the source of this 1470-nucleotide messenger RNA. RefSeq names its product arylsulfatase B-like. The transcript has 14 exons. Lineage: Eukaryota; Metazoa; Mollusca; Bivalvia; Myida; Myidae. The coding region runs from base 1 to 1470 and encodes 489 amino acids. The record is from RefSeq and is a predicted model, not a curated record.